This is a messenger RNA of Contarinia nasturtii (swede midge), 589 nucleotides long. RefSeq names its product protein app1-like. The coding region runs from base 7 to 402 and encodes 131 amino acids. The record is from RefSeq and is a predicted model, not a curated record. The transcript has 4 exons. Lineage: Eukaryota; Metazoa; Arthropoda; Insecta; Diptera; Cecidomyiidae.
CAAUCAAUGAGAAAGUUAUCACAUUUUCAAUUUCACUUGAAUCAUUCAGUUGAAACAGUCAAAUUCGAAAUCAAAAUGAAAUUCUCAUUAUUCGUUGCACUUCUGACCGUCGGAGUUUGUGUCGCUUCUCCAAGUUUCCCAGCUAUCCCAGAUGCCCCAGUCCCAGCUAUCCCAGAUACCCCAGUCCCAGCUAUCCCAGAUGCCGCAGUCCCAGCUAUCCCAGAUGCCCCAGUCCCAGCUAUCCCAGAUACCCCAGUCCCAGCUAUCCCAGAUGCCGCAGUCCCAGCUAUCCCAGAUACCCCAGUCCCAGCUAUCCCAGGUGCCUCCGGUGGCACUCAAGGACCUUUUUGUAAACAUUCUAAAAUGGUCGAUUGCUAUGCGUCACCAGGUCAGGCAGCAUAAAAAAUAUUGUGCCCACUUCUUAAAAAUGUGCCAAUGGCCCGAGACCAGACGUUACUACGGCUACUAUGCUCAGAAUAUUGUAACGUACGGUGUGUGAGAGCGUAAAUAAGUAUAUCGCGCUCUGUACACAUAUGAAUGAGUGAGAAUGAAAACUCAACUUCGCAUUUCACCUCUUGCUCUCUCCUGA